AUGGGAGAGGAGAGGGGUAGCAGUCCACGACCCCUGGUUGCUUAUCCUUCCAGCAGCGAUGACGAAGAUGCUUCUGCUCCUACAUACCCACACAAAACCCGGCAUACAAAAUGCGCCAAAUAUUGUUGUCGCAUCACAAUCUGCAUGCUAAUCAUAUCAGUCGUUCUAACCGUAAUUCUGUCGUUCACUGUGUUCCGCAUCGAAGACCCUAUUCUCAAAAUAAAUGUCGUAAAGGUCACUGAGCUGGAGCUAAUGUACACCACCAUCCCUAUGCCUGGGGCCAACAUGUCACUGUUUGCCGACGUGUCCGUGAGAAAUCCCAACGUGCUGCUGUUGUUCACAUACGGCAACACAACCACAACAUUGUAUUACCAUGGCAUAGUGGUCGGAGAGGCACGAGGGCCGGCGGGGCGUGCCGGGCCGUGGCGGACAGUGAGAAUGAAUGUUACGGUGGAUGUUAGCACCGACCGGCUUAUCUCCUACCAGAAUGUGAACAAGGAUGUGAGGUCGGGGCUAUUGACGAUGAGCAGCUAUUCGAGGAUUCCGAGUGGGCGAGUUGAGGUGUUUAAGGUUUUUAAGAAACGUGUUAAUAUUCUGAGUAUGAAUUGCUCCAUCACAUUUAAUAUUUCAAGCCAAGCGAUUGAAGAACAGAUAUGCAAGUCCUAG
This is a messenger RNA of Corylus avellana, 666 nucleotides long. Its product is annotated as late embryogenesis abundant protein At1g64065-like. Lineage: Eukaryota; Viridiplantae; Streptophyta; Magnoliopsida; Fagales; Betulaceae. The record is from RefSeq and is a predicted model, not a curated record.